AUGUUUUUUUCUGUCGGAUCCGUUAGUGGUACCGUGACCCGAAAUACCAUCGGAUUUUAUAGGCUGGUUGGAUUCGAUAUAAGAUUCAUUCACCUGGGUUCAUCUUUUCCUAUAAUUAUUGCUGAUUUUGCUUCAUCUCAUGGUAUAAAUUCAAUAUAUGCAAUAAAAACAGUUAUGGAUUCUAUUCAACGAUCUAAAACAACUGAAAAUUCAUUUUUGGUUAUCCAUAAUGAUUUACCAGCAAAUAAUUUGACAAGUCUAUUUGAUAUUCUAAAUCAAGACAGCAUUUAUUUUGGUUCAUCUAAUGAUAGUUCUUUUUAUGAACAAUGUCUUCCAUCAAAUUUCCUAACUAUUGACGAAGAACUAGCUGCAUUUAAAACUCAAGCACAAUAUGAUUAUGCUCAAUUUUUAGAACAUCGUUCUUGUGAAUUGAUAAAAGGUAGUGCUCUUAUUCUUCCUAUUCUUGCUGUUGACGAGGAAGGGAAAAUGCCGUGUGGUUAUGCAUGUUAUUAUCUUUGUGAAUGUGUUAAAUUACUUUAA
Messenger RNA from Rotaria socialis, 540 nucleotides. NCBI's taxonomy places the organism in Eukaryota, Metazoa, Rotifera, Eurotatoria, Philodinida, Philodinidae. The record is from the annotation of a GenBank genome assembly.